CCAUCACCACUCACCCACUCCCCCCUCUCUAUCUACCUCCUUCCGCUUUUUUCACGCCCCGCACGCUACUCGUCUCACACUCCAUUUCUCUCACUUCGCCGCCACUCCCAGAGGCCAGAGACCUCUCUCUCUCUCUCUCUCUCGGGACUCCUCCCCUUACAGCUACUAGAUUCUAGAAGCCAACAAAAACAGACGGGGGCGAACCGGAAAAGCAAAACCCCAAGUCUACCACUGUCAGUUCUCCCUCUCUCUCUAGAUCUGCGCGAGCCUCGGUUUCCGCGAUCGCUGGCCGCGGCGGUUGCUCCUGCUGCGCGGUGCUGCUCCCGCGCGCGCGUGUGCCGAUGGUCUGCUAAUCCGUGGCCGGAGGGAGCGAUGCGGACGGGAGGCGGGUGCCUCGGGCGGGCGGGGGGUCGGGCGCUCCUCCCGCUGCUGUUGAUCGCCACGACGGUGGCAUUGCUGCCGCGGGCGCUCGCCCUCACCGACGCCGCCGACGUUUCUGCUAUAAAUGGAUUGUAUGUUGCACUUGGGUCACCAGCUCUUCCUGGAUGGACUGCAAAUGGUGGAGACCCCUGCGGUGAGAAGUGGCAGGGGGUUGUAUGUAUUGGCUCAAAUAUAGACGCAAUAAAUUUUAUUGCUGCAACGAUGGGAGGACAGCUGGGAAGCCUAGGGAACUUCACAGCUAUAACCACAAUAAAUCUUAGCAACAACAAGAUCACCGGAACUAUACCAGAUGAUCUACCUGUUACACUGCGGAAUCUUUUUCUCUCGGACAACCAACUCACCGGAAGCAUCCCGAUGUCGCUAUCAAAACUUAACAGUUUAACAGCCAUGUCACUCAAUGAUAACCAUCUCGAUGGACAGCUACCAGAUGCUUUUGGCUCCCUUGUUGGACUUAUAAACCUGGAUAUUUCUUCCAACAACUUCAGUGGUCCAUUACCAACUUCGUUGGGAAACCUGUCAUCACUAGUUACGCUGCGAAUGCAAGAUAAUCAACUAUCUGGGACCCUUGAUGUGUUGCAGGGUCUUCCCCUCGGUGAUUUAAAUAUAGAGAACAAUUUAUUUUCUGGACCGAUUCCUCCAAAGUUGCUCAACAUACCAAAUUUGAAAAAGGAUGGGAACCCAUUUAAUACCAGCAUUGCUCCUUCCACGUCACCCUCUUUAACACCGACAGGCCCUACACCGACACAAACACCAUCAUCUCCUUCAUCCCCUUCAGGAACUCCUUCAUCGUCUAAUACACCCUCGAGCUCUUCUGGUGGAUCCACAGCUCGAGACAGCAGAUCAUCCUCCGGGAAACACAAGUCUUCAACCCUAAGGACCGUUGGAUACGUUUUUCUUGGCAUUGUGCUGUUCAUAAUUGUUGUGCUACUGGUAAUCUUUUGCCUGUCCAAGUACCAAGAGAGACAGUCAAGACAUUCAACAAGUCAGGUGGGAAGGGUGCACCAAAGAGUUGAAGAGCCUAAAGUCAAGCAAGCUUCAGCGCAGCCAAGGAACGACGUUAAAAAAGGCUCAGCUGGGGUUCCUGACAGGAAGAAUGUUCGUGAAAUAAAUUUGGCCAUACCAGCUGCUCUUGAGAAGCCUCCUGAAAAGAGAGAAGAGCGUGUAAUUAACUUGGAGCGAACAGAGUCGGAUAUUUUUGCUGUGGAACCUCCGCCACCUCCACCACCGCCGCCGCCACCACCACCAGUGUCCCCACCACCACCUCCACCGCCGCUGCCGCCGCCGCCGCCAGUGUCCCCACCACCACCUCCGCUUGUUGAAAAAGUGAUUGUUAAUCCUAUUGUUAAGCCAGAAAAAAGAGCUAGCACCCCACCAAGGGCAGGUCCCUCGACAUCUGCAACAUCCUUUUCUGUUGCAACACUUCAGCAAUAUACAAAUAGUUUUGGAGAGGAAAAUUUAAUAAGAGAGAGUAGGUUGGGAAAAGUAUAUCUGGCAGAACUUCCUGAAGGCAAAUUACUGGAAGUUAUGAAGAUAGACAAUGCCAAUGGAAGAAUACCAGUAGAUGACUUUCUAGAGCUGGUUGCGUGUAUAUCAGAUAUUAGACACCCUAGCAUCCUUGAGCUUGUUGGAUACUGUGCAGAAUAUGGACAGCGGUUACUUGUUUAUAACCACUUCAGUAGAAAAACACUACAUGAUGUGUUACAUGAAAGAGAGGAUCUAGAUAGUGCACUGUCUUGGGGCGCCCGUCUCCAGGUUGCUCUUGGUUCAGCAAAAGCCUUAGAGUAUCUCCAUGACACCUGCGAGCCUCCAGUAGUGCAUCAGAAUUUUGAGCCAGCCAAUGUGCUUCUUGAUAAUAGAUUCUCAGUACGUGUUGCUGAAUGUGGACUGUCUGUAUUGACGUUGUCAAGUUCUGUUACACAGUUGUCUGGUCGCAUGCGAGCACUACUAAAUUACGAGGCACCUGAAAUCCAGGAAUCUGGAACUUUUACUGAUCGAAGUGAUGUUUACAGUUUCGGUGUGGUGAUGCUAGAACUUCUUACUGGUCGUAAACCAUAUGACAGUUCUCGUCCGCGACAUGAACAACAUCUUGUUAGGUGGGCCCAGUCUCAGUUUCAUGACAUUGAAUCACUAAUAAAGAUCGUUGACCCUUCUAUUCGUGGAGAGUGUUCUGAGAAAGUGUUGUCUCGUUUUGUCGACAUCAUCAGUCGCUGUAUUCCGCCGGAACCAGAAUACAGGCCGCCAAUGUCUGAGAUUGUCCAAGAUCUAGCGAGUAUCUUAAACGCUGCUGGUGAGGAAUCAGAGUGAUAAGCAAAAUCAAGGAUGGGCCAUAUAUAUCGAACGUUGGCGGCGUAGCCAAUGAAGUAUAUUCAGAUGAAACAUCUAGCACAUUCCGGGGAAACCCUGUCAAUAUUUUUAUUGGACAACACCGUCAACCAGUGUACAUGCUGAUUUGGAGCCAGAAAGAAAGGAGGUAGUGGUACAGCCCCCAUUUUGGGAGGAGGGAGGAGGGCAGGGGGAUUCUCGUUGCUCCCGGGCAGAAGAUCCUUGUAUUCUAGGCUUCUAGCCAUGAUUGUAUGAGGUGUAUCUCUAGUAACCACCUAGAGUAUAACUUUGGAUAGUUUUUUUUUUGUUUUUAACCUAUUACCUUGAAGUUAGUGAUGUUCGUACGUUUCUCUGCAUGCCCGGGUCUCGUCUAUCUAUGAAGACAAAAGAAAUGUUUUUUCUUA
This is a messenger RNA of Triticum urartu, 3167 nucleotides long. RefSeq names its product protein STRUBBELIG-RECEPTOR FAMILY 3. The record is from RefSeq and is a predicted model, not a curated record. Gene Ontology annotation, biological process: protein phosphorylation. NCBI's taxonomy places the organism in Eukaryota, Viridiplantae, Streptophyta, Magnoliopsida, Poales, Poaceae. Gene Ontology annotation, molecular function: protein binding; protein kinase activity; ATP binding.